Messenger RNA from Cygnus olor (mute swan), 3069 nucleotides. RefSeq names its product interleukin 1 receptor accessory protein (gene IL1RAP). Bases 405 to 2471 code for a protein of 688 amino acids. The transcript has 11 exons. NCBI's taxonomy places the organism in Eukaryota, Metazoa, Chordata, Aves, Anseriformes, Anatidae. Gene Ontology annotation, biological process: signal transduction. Gene Ontology annotation, molecular function: interleukin-1 receptor activity. The record is from RefSeq and is a predicted model, not a curated record.
AGUGAGAUAUUGUGUUGUGCCUUGGGGUGCUGGGUGCUUGGGGUUUUUUGCCUGCUGUGGGAAACAAAAGGGGAAAGAGGCUGGAGCUGAGUAGCUAUCCUGGGAACGUGGUCUGCAAGCACCUAGGGGUAUAAAGGGAAGGAGGCAAAGUGAAAGAGCAGGUACGUACCUGGCAGGAAAUGCUUGAACUUAAAGAGAGUGUUUUGUUUUUUUUUUGAUGUUGAGCGCUUUUUACAGCUAGUGCUUAGCAGAGCUUGUGCAGUCCCUGUUGUGACGGGUGGGCUGUGCAAAGACACUGCUGUUCCCUGGCAUUUGGUGCCAAGCACUUGCUGUUCUUAGAGGGAGAUGCUGUUGAGAAAGCUGCUCUGGGUCUGAGAGCCCCAAGCUGCUCCUGUGAAAGACGGAUGAAGAUGGUCUGUGCCCUGCUGGUGACACUGUGGCUGUGCAUGGUCCCCUUCUGCAGCAGCUCUGAACGCUGUGAUGACUGGGGCGUGGACACCAUGAAACAGAUCCAGAUUUAUGAUGGGGAACCUGCCAAGAUCAAAUGCCCACUUUUUGAGACCUUCUUGAAGUAUAACUACAGUACAGCCCAUUCUGCUGGCUUAACCCUGAUCUGGUACAGGAUCGGGCAGGACCGGGAUCUGGAGGAGCCCAUUAACUUCCGUCUCCCGGAUAAUCGCAUCAGUAAGGAGAAAGACACCCUUUGGUUCUGGCCUGCUCUUCUCAAUGACACAGGGAAUUAUACGUGCAUGCUCAGAAAUACAACCUACUGUAGCAAAGUUGCCUUUCCCUUGGAGGUUGUUCCAAAAGACCAAGACUCUUGUGUGAGCCAUUCAAUAAAACCCACUGAGCAGAUGUUCUACCUGGAGCAUGCUAAUGAGAAGAUCAUAUGUCCAGAUAUUGAUGGGUUUUACCCUGCUAGUGUGACACCAACUGUCAAGUGGUACCAGACCUGCAAGUUGGUGGAUGGCUUCAACAACCGAUACCCCCAAGGGCCGAAGCUUGUCAUUAGCAUUGUCCGCAGUGCGUAUGAAGGGAAUUACACUUGCAUUGUGACGUUCAAGGACCAUGGAAGAACGUAUAAUCUCACCAGAACUGUAAUGAUGAAGGUGGUGGGAUCUCCGAACAAGGCCUUGCCACCACAAUUCACAUCCCCAAAUGAGAAAGUCAUCUACGAACUGGAAGCAGGAGAUGAGCUUGUUCUGUCCUGUGAGGUUUUCUUCACCUUUCUGAAGGACUCCCGGACUGAGGUGUGGUGGACCAUAGAUGGGAAAAACACAGAUGACAUCAUGGACCCCAAGAUAAAAGUCACACAAAGUGAAAUUAUUGGACGUUUUGAAGACAAAACUAUCAUAAGGACUCUAACAGUUGCAAAAGCCACACCAGAAGACUUGAAACGAAACUACACUUGCUAUGCCAGAAAUGCCAGAGGGGAGACCUAUAGCCAGGCCAUAGUGCGCAUGAAAGUUAUAGCACCGAAGUACACCGUGGAGCUGGCCUGUGGACUGGGAGCAACCAUCCUGCUCGUUGUUGUGCUGAUCGUUGUCUAUCACGUCUACUGGCUGGAAAUGGUCCUCUUCUAUCGGGCUCAUUUUGGAACAGAUGAAACAGUUCUAGAUGGGAAGGAGUAUGAUGUGUAUGUGUCCUAUGCACGCAACGCGGAGGAGGAGGAAUUUGUGCUGCUGACGCUGCGGGGAGUCUUGGAGAACGAGUUUGGGUACAAGCUGUGUAUCUUCGACAGAGACAGCCUCCCUGGGGGAAAUACCACUGAAGCAGUGUUUGACUUCAUUCAGAGAAGCCGCAGGAUGAUCGUGGUCCUGAGUCCCGAUUACCUGACAGAGAAGAGCAUCAGCCUCCUGGAGUUCAAGCUCGGCAUCAUGUGCCAGAAUGCCAUCGCCACCAAGCUCAUCGUGGUGGAGUACAGGCCACUGCAGUGCACCCACCCCAGCAUCCUCCAGCUGAAAGAGUCUGUCUCCUUUGUCACCUGGAAGGGGGAGAAGUCCAAGCGCUCGGGCUCCCACUUCUGGAAGGCCCUGCGGCUCGCCCUGCCCCUGCGGAGCCUGAGCGCUGGCUCCGGCUGGAACGAGAGCUGCUCCUCACAGUCCGACAUCAGCCCGGACCCCGUCCAGAGGAGAAGGAGCCGGUUGAAAGGCCGGCCUGAGCCACUGGGUGCCACGGUCACAGGCCUUGCGCCCCGGGGGACGGCCGCGGCCUCCACGCCGAAGGCCAAGCACCGAGCCAAGCACUUCUUGGCCUGCCGGUGCUGCGGGACCUACUGUGACGGCGGCAGCAGACUGAAGCGCAAGCACCGGGCGGUGGCAGAGCCCUGGUGGGAGACCCAGAUCUGCAAGCCUGGGGUACAGGGGGGGCAGGGCAGCAGUCGCCCCGAGCCCCCGCCCGCACAGGCUCCUGCUCUCGCCCUCUGCCAGUACAGCGACCUGUCGAACAACAAUGACUUCUACGUCCUCUAGCCAAGGGACAGAGCUCGGUGGCACCACAGGUGGUGGGCCCAUGGCAGAAAUUCACUGUAUCAGACGUUUUUGCAGUAUUGCAGGCUGACUUGGUGUCUUUCUGCUUCGCCUCACUCACCGCCAGGCACAGGGGACUGCAGCAGCAUCCUGGGUGUCUCGCUGCUGCCGAUCUGAGCCAGGGACCUGCGACAACGCACAGAGCAGCGGCUGGGUGCUGCCUGUGUUGCUGGGUCCUGCUUAAUUCACACGGCAAACAUGAGCUGAACACGCCUGAGCAUCUCCCCGGUGUUUCUUUUCCCCAGCUGUGGUCUUGUUGGCUGCAGGGCUGCUGCUGGGAGGGCAGGGCCCGCCGGUGGGAUGGGAGGGAUGCAAGGGUACAGGGAUGCAGGGAUGGACACAGAAACAGUGCACCUGGUGGGAACGUCUGGGAAAGGUGGAGGCUUGCAAAAUAAGAAUAAAACUUUGCAAAUUGAGUUCAUCAGGAGCUCCAGCUGCGCAGGAGUGCACCAUGCAGCAUGGUGCUUUAUCCACUGUGGUUUAAAAGAACUUGGUCAAAACCUUUAAGUUCCUUCUCUCUAAAUAAAACAGAGUUCUUUAA